This is a messenger RNA of Chelonoidis abingdonii (Abingdon island giant tortoise), 896 nucleotides long. The record is from RefSeq and is a predicted model, not a curated record. NCBI's taxonomy places the organism in Eukaryota, Metazoa, Chordata, Testudines, Testudinidae.
AGCAGCUGAUGCAAUGGUAGGUGAGAAAGAGGAGCAGAAUUCUCAGCAGGAAAAUGUCGAGCAAGUGGAUAAACACAGAGAAUUAUCGCAAAGAUCAAAAAGAAGUGUGUCGACGAGUCAUGAGCAGAGAAAAUCAUGCAAGACUCAGCACACACCAGAAAGAGAGCAGGGAAAGCAGCCAGGAGAGAAAAUGGGUAAAUUUAUUUUCUGUCGGGAAACUCAGAAGAGCGUCAUGGAAACCACUACACAGCAGAAAAUCCUCGUGGGAAAGAAGAAAAAUACAUGCACUGAGUGUGAGAAAAGCUUCUCUAGCCGCUUAGCCCUUUCUCGACAUCAGAGAAUCCACACAGGGGAGAGGCCCUAUAAAUGCAGUGAGUGUGGGAAAGGCUUUAUUACCAGCUCAGCCCUUUCUCAACAUCAGAGAAUCCACACAGGAGAGAGGCCUUAUGAAUGCCGUGAGUGCGGGAAAAGCUUCACUCACAGCUCAGUCCUUUCUAAACAUCAGAGAAUCCACACAGGGGAGAGGCCCUAUGAAUGCCGUGAGUGUGGGAAAACCUUCACUUGCAGCUCAAACCUUACUGGGCAUCGGAGAAUCCACACAGGAGAGAGGCCCUAUGUGUGCCGUGAGUGUGGGAAAACCUUCACUCACAGCUCACACCUUCUUACCCAUCUCAGAAUCCACACAGGGGAAAGCAGUGAUUGUGGGAAAAACUUCAUUCGCAGCCAGCAGCUUAUUAGCAUCACAUUUAUGCCAUUCCUCCUAUUGCAAAAUUAUUGUUAGUCACCAAUGAUGCAGACUCUGUCAUUGCCAGUUGUUCUCACAUUGCUGUGGGUUGUGCUGAAGAGCAGUUUUCAUGGGAACUUUUCAAAUUAUAUUUAAUUGAAGAGGAGCAAGG